AGAGAGGUUUGUUUUGUUCAUGUGUGGAGAGGUGGCUGCAGUCAGUGAUGAUUUUACAACACGCUGUCUCCUGCUGUUUAAAGUAUUUAGGCUGGGAUGAAAUGUUUUCUAAUAAUUACUGAUUUUUGUGUUUGUUUAUCACCUGCACAGAGUUCCGUGAAAAGGAAAGCAUCCCUUUUCUGUGUUGAAUUACACACACAGAGCGGAGCGCGUCAGUCGCAGCUACAGACAAGUCGAGCUUUUCAAUGAGAUGAUUUACUGAGAAACAAACGCGUUGAAGCUCCAGCAGAGCUCUGCGCGAUUCUGAAAGACCAAAGCAAAGUUACUCCUUGCAAAGCCUGUUGUUUGUGUGCUUUCUUUAUCACACCAGAAGAAGUGAUGAAUAUAUUUGAAUGGGAAGGCUACAGUUAAAAUUAAAUAUUAGUAAAUAAUAUGAAAAGAGGAUUCCGCUACUAGACCAGUGUGAAACUCAAACCAGUGAAGAUGGACGGCAGCGUGUCCGUGUCGCUCUUUCAAGACGAUCUCGCCUCGACCAUCGAGCACGCAGUGAAAGCGGCUCUACACACCGUCUUGUGUGCGAUUACUAAAGCUGUCGGCAGCAAAUUCACUGAAUUCAGAGUGGAAAUGGCUGGAAAGGAGAAAGAGAAUGAAAGUCUGAAGCUGAGAUUGGAAAUAUCAGAGAGCGAGCUGAAAGCUGUGCGAGGGUGUAUAAACGCUGCAGAUGCAGACAUUAAACAGCAUUUAAUAUUUCAAGAUCCCAAAGAGAGCCACGCUAUCCCUGAAUCUGAAGCACAGGAGUGGCCAAAGAUAGAAGCAGCUUACACACAAGAGGAGUCCUUUGAGCAGGAGUGGUGUGCAAGUCUAAUGCAGGUUACAGAGCUGGCAUGUGUUAAAGAUGAAGAGGUCCCUCAACAGGAAUGUGUUCCUAUUAAAGAGGAAUUCAUAGAGCAGGAAUGUGUCCCCAUCGCAGAGGAACUUCCCCAUGAAAAUCAUGUCUGUACACUUGAGGAGAACAACAAGCUGGGAUCCAACCUGUGUGAUGACUCUCCAUCUGAAUGUGAACUGGGAUUCAGAGCUUCUAAAGUAGAUGAAGGAGAACACGACUCCACUCUAUCACCCCAGUACAAAAACUCUCCUAGAGGCAAACCACAGUGCAAGAAACACAGAGAAACGACACCCCAAGAAGAAAAUGUGAAGACAUUGAGAACUCACUCAGUUACAAUCCCUUCUUUACAAGACAGACACACACUUACUGUAGAGAGUACAGAGAUGGCACAUCCUGCAUGUUUUAACAAUUCUGAAACCCAGGGCAACCUGAAGACCUUACCUCAUUCUAUUGAAGGUGGGAAGAGUUCCUGUCAAUUAGACGCUCCUGAAACUCACAAGGGAAAUCCCACAGGAGGGACUACGUUUUCCUGGGCUGAUUGUGGGAAGAGUUUCAAUCAUAUAUCACUGUUUAAAAGACACCAGCGCAUUCACACAGGAGAGAAACCUUCCCACAUACAGACCAGUGAUAAGAGUUUCACACAGUUAGGAAAUCUUCAUUCACACCAGCACAUUCACAUAAGAGAGAAACCUUAUCACUGUACUGAGUGUGGGAAGAGAUUAAGUAAUUUAGGAAACCUUAAAAUCCACCAGCGCAUUCACACAGGAGAGAAACCUUAUCACUGUUCUGUUUGUGGGAGGAGAUUCAGUGACUUAGGAUCCCUUAAAAGGCACCAGCGCAUUCACACAGGAGAGAAACCUUAUCACUGUGCUGUUUGUGGGAAGAGAUUCAACCAGUUAGGACACCUUAAAAGACACCAUAACAUUCACAUAGGUGUGUAAUCCUAUCCCUGCACUUAGUGUGAAGAAGUGAAGUCAGUUGCAGACUCUUACAGGACUAGAGAACAUUCUCAGAAAUGCAGACACUUGGGGACAACUAAACAACAGGAGUGCAUUUGACUAAAUACAGAAAUAUUAACUGAAAACAGAAGUGGCUUGAUAAAUCUGGUCACCCCUAAUCACAAUUUGUUCAGAUCAAAAACUCACCAAAAUCUGUGUUCAUCAUGUUGUUGAGCAUUCUGAUUGUGUUACAUCACAUUAGUAAUAUAUUAAAUAGAUUGUUAUUAGGAGUGCAAGUUUCUCUUUUUCCUCCUGCACUGCUCAGCCUCUUGCAGUGUGUUGUGUGGAAUCUUCCCUGAUACCAUGGUGAAUCUGCGGUACCUCAAGACGCAGCACAGUAUACCACAGUUAUCAUGCGGGCAGCUUGAAGUGGAAAAUCAAUACUGUUUCCAGCAGGGUGCGCCAGAGAGCUUUUAGCACUUUAAUGGGCUGCAUACCAUUGCUUCUUAACAAGGUGAUUUCUGCUCCCAAUGUGUUGAAUAGUCCCCUCUCUCUCUAGUACUGGUCUCUCUGCUGUGCUUGAAAGAGUGACUACAGUUAACUUCAACUUUUUAAAACCUUUAGUCUCCUCUAGUCUUUUUUUUUGUUCCAGACUGAAUAGAUUUAGUUCCCUCAACUGUUCUCUCAACAUAUUUAGGGUUGGUUGAGUGUACAAGGAAAACAACUGACUCUGGAGAGGAGUUACCAAUCAAUGCCAGCACACUGGAGAUCCAGAAUUCAGAACACAGAACCAGGGAGGACAUUCGGCCCAUCAGUGCAGCAGCUGAUUGAUCUCAAACCUGUUAAGUCGGGUCUUAAAGGAUCCCAGCCCUAACAACAUGACUUGGUAACCCAUUCCAUCCCCUCACCACACUGUGUGAGAAGGUGUCUCCUACCCUCUGUCCUAUGGCUAUCCACACUUAAUUUCCAGCAGUGUCCUCUGGCCCUGGUGUCAGUGCUAUGCUUGAGGUAUUAGUUUGGGUUAACUUUAAGCCCUGGGAUUAGUCUUCACCUUUAUGAUUGCUUCCUCGUUGUUGGUAGAAAUGAGUCUAUCACAACACCAAGGUCUUUCUCUCACACCCACUGGGUAUUUCAAUCCUACUUCUUUCCUACUAAAAAGAGACUUGGUAAUACAAUUGUGAAAUGUUUCAAUAAGAAACAUGCACUCCACACCGUACAACAGCUGACUGAUUUGCUAAUGAAAGAAGCAGCUCAACCACAACACCUGGUAUAAUGAACAUGUUUGUGAGCUGAGUGUUUGCAGUACUGUACUGUAGAUAUGAAAUUCCAGAGAAUGCUUCAUUCUGCAUGACUGAUAACUAAUCAUUCUAUUGCCUUUAAUACUGUAUAUGGGGCCACGUGUCUGCACCUGCUGAUCCCAGCACUGAUCCUGCUCUGUGUUAAGAGAACAAUGGAGAUCACUGACACUGUGUCAAUAGAUUUGGAUCAUAGGGUA
Molecule: messenger RNA, 3319 nt
Organism: Acipenser ruthenus (sterlet)
Lineage: Eukaryota; Metazoa; Chordata; Actinopteri; Acipenseriformes; Acipenseridae
Product: zinc finger protein 829-like
Exons: 3
Coding region: 484-1827 (447 amino acids)
Biological process (GO): regulation of transcription by RNA polymerase II
Molecular function (GO): DNA-binding transcription factor activity, RNA polymerase II-specific; RNA polymerase II cis-regulatory region sequence-specific DNA binding
Source: RefSeq, a predicted model, not a curated record